AUGGCGGCGUUUUGUGUCUCUUGUGGCAGUAAGGUGAACUCUGGCGACAAAUUUUGUUUUAAAUGUGGCUCAAAAGUUCCAGAGACAUCGCUGAGUGGAAGAGACAGUAAACUGGAAGAAGAGCAAGCAUCUUCAUCUUCGUCGACGAGGUCAUUGUCCCAAUUCCUUGCCGCUAAAGUCGAAGAACGCAGCGGAUUCAGCAAGCCAAACAAAGGUUUUAAAAGGAAAGCGAACAACACAGGAUCCACUUCCAAAGGCAAAAGAGGUAUUGACAACAGAGUUGUAAUUCACGUUGGUUUAAUCAGUGAAAACGAAGAAGGAAAGUUGGCGAUAGCAAGAGGGAGCAAAGUGGCGUUGAGAGUGGGUAAAGAUUUUGGAGCCCGGGAGGUAUGCGAAGCUGCCGUUAAAAAACACUCUGAUCAUGACUAA
Molecule: messenger RNA, 429 nt
Organism: Porites lobata
Lineage: Eukaryota; Metazoa; Cnidaria; Anthozoa; Scleractinia; Poritidae
Source: the annotation of a GenBank genome assembly